Messenger RNA from Dictyostelium discoideum AX4, 3813 nucleotides. RefSeq lists its product as hypothetical. NCBI's taxonomy places the organism in Eukaryota, Evosea, Eumycetozoa, Dictyosteliales, Dictyosteliaceae. The record is from RefSeq and is a predicted model, not a curated record. Bases 1 to 3813 code for a protein of 1270 amino acids. The transcript is spliced from 5 exons.
AUGAAAAAUAUUGAAAUUUCUUAUCUUCUUUCCCAACAAAAAUUAUCAUCACACUGUUUUUCAAAUUAUGUUCAUUCAAAAUAUAUAAAAACCAAUGAAAUUCUAAAUAAUAAUAUUUUACUCCCAAUAAAAGGAACCAAAGAUUCUUUCUUUAUAACCUUGGGAUGGAAUGAUAAAAAUAGUGGUGAUAAUUUAUCAGAUUUUAUUACAAAAUUCCAAGAAAAUGAUAAUACCUCCAUUGAUAACAAUAAUAAUAAUUAUAAUAAUAAUAAUAAUAAUAAAAAUCAAUGUAUAAUAUUAAGAGGUGAUAAUACCAAUUCAAACUUAAAUUUGAAAUUGGAUAUUUUAAAUAAUUUAAAUCAAAAAUCAAAUUCAGAUUUAUUUUCAAAAUUAGUUAUUUCAAAUAAAAUUAUUGAAAAAUGUUUUCAAAAACAAGAAUUAACUAAUAUUAUUAGCACUUUUUAUUUUGAAAAUGAAUUUAAUAAUAUUAAAUUUAUAAAUAUUGAAAUUAUUUUAAUUGAUAGAUCAAGUGAUAGUGGUGAAAUUAAAUUAAAUGAAUUCGAAUCAGAUAUGAUAUCAAUUAUAAGUAAAAAUGAUCAAGAUUUAAUAAAUUCAAAGAAUCAAUUAAUUCAAUUAUUUUCAGAAUUGGAAUUAGGUAGUGAUUUAAAUUCUACAACAAAUAAUGAUUCAAAAUUUAAAGAGAUAGUUCAAGUUUGGAAUGAUUGUGUAACAAUGGAAUCAUUAAAAAAUUAUAUCUACUAUAAAGAGAUUGGUCCAACUGAAAAGAUUUUAAAUACAAAAUUAUCAACAAAUAAAAAGAAUUAUUUAAUAAAAUUAUUAAGAGAACAAAUAAUUGAAAUCUUAUUAAAAUCAAUUAAUAAUCAAUUCAAUAAUAUUAAUAAAGAUUUAAAAAUUGAUUCUUUUGAAUUAAAUAGUUUUUCAAAAUUAUCAAUUAUUGAAUUACCACAUUAUAUUAUUGAAAAUUCAACAUCUUCAACAACAGCAUCAUCACCACCAGCAUCAUCACCACCAGCAUCACCAUCAUCAUCAUCAUCAUCAUCAUCAUCAUCAUCAUCAUCAAAAUUAUUAAAUAAUAAUUCAUUAUUAUUAAAUUAUUUUAAUGAUUAUAUUCAAGAGAUGUUUCAUAAAGAUAUGAAUGAAUCAUUUAAUCAUUAUAAAAUAUAUCCAAGUAAUUCAUUUGUAUAUCAAUUACAAAGUGUAUUGAAUCAUUUAGAAUCAAAGAUAGUUAAAGAAGAUGUAAAGAAAGGUUUGGUUUAUUCAAAUUCAUUGGUUAGAUCAAUUGAUGGACUAUUUACAUUUGGUCAUGAUACUGGUAUUGUAGAAUCAACUUAUCAUGAAUCAAUUUAUAAAGAGUAUUCAAUGUUUGAACCUUCAAAAGUAUUCUCACAAUCACUUGCAUCACAAUUUCAACGUUAUCAAACUGAUUUUCAAUUAUUUAAUCAAAAGAAAUCAACAAUUCUAUUAAAUAGUUUAAAAAGAUAUUAUAUAUUUAAUAUUAAUUGUAAUGGUGGUAAUGGUAGUAGAAAUAGUGUGAAUUCAUUUGAUGAAAAAUUGAAAUUAUAUGGAUUAAAAUCAAUUUUAGAAGUACCAAUCACUUCAUUCGUAAAUAGAUUAGAAUUUUCAACUUUUAAUAAUACAUUUCAAGAUUUAUUAAAAGAGAAAACUGAUAAUUUCCUAAAGGAUACAGAGAAUAUUUUAAAAUUAUCAAAUAUUGAACCUGAUCAAUAUUCAAUUGGUCAAUAUAAAUUAUUUAUUAGUGAAAUUGCAUUAAUAGAAUUGAAAAGAUUAAAAUCAUUAAUUUUAAAAAAUGAUCAACCCGCUGAUCAUAAAUAUUCAACACCAAUUAAAACAAAGAUUACCGAUACUAGUAACUAUCCAAAGAGUUCAACCAAGUCCCACACAAAAGAUUCUCGUUUUUCUAAUCAUGAUGAAAUUACUUCACCAACUAAAUUAUUAUUAAAUUUAGAAGAAAAUAAUAAUAAUAAUAAUAAAAAUAAUAAUAAUAAUAAUAAUAAUAAUAAUAAUAAUAAUAAUAAUAAUAAUAAUAAUAAUAAUAAUAAUAAUAAUAAUAAUAAUAAUAAUAAUAAUAAUAAUAAUAAUAAUAAUAAUAAUAAUAAUAAUAAUAGUUUUGAUGAUAGUAGUAAUAAUAAUAAUAGCAACAUGGAUAAUAGUAAUUAUUUAAAUGGUCAAAUUCAAACAGAUGAAAAUGGUCCAUUUCAAAUCCAAUUCCAAUUACAACAUGCUGAAUUAGUAAAACAACAAAAACCAGAUUUACAACAAGUUUCAAUGGUUGAACAAACUCAAGACAAAGACCUCAGUGGUGGUGAUACUAUUAUUGGUGAUGAUAUUGAUCAAUCAUUAUCAACAAUUGGACAACAACAAAACAGUAAUGGUGAGAAUAAUUAUGAACAAAAUCAAAGAAAAAGUAGUUUGAUCAAUAAUAAUGAAAUUAUAAUUGGAGAGUAUAACCAUAUUUUAAUAUUAUUUCAAAAUACUAAAAUUAUUCAAAUUAGUGAAAAGAGUCCACAAAUUGAAGUUAAUAGACAUUUAAUAUAUCUUGAACAAUAUUUAAAGUUUCAACUUUGUGUAUCUGCAAAUACUGGAUUUUAUGAAAUUUUUGAAACAGUUAGAAUUUUCAUUGAAUCUUUAUAUUUUCUUUUAAAGAAAUCAAAUGACCAAGAUUUAUUUAAAAAUUUAUUUAAAACUCAUAUUAAUGAAUAUAUUCUAACAUUUUUAAACAUGAGUAUAAAUUUAGUGAUUGACCAAGACGAUAAGAAUAAUACUAAAUAUGUAACUGACAGUAAAAUGAUUAAUGUUAUUUCAAAGUAUUUAACAGCAGUACCACAUAAUGAUGUUAAUUUCGAAAUUUAUUACUCUGAAUUAAAUGGUAUAAUGGUACAUUUAAAUUAUUUAAAAAUGAUUAUAUUUGGUCAUUUCCCAAAUGAUUUAUAUUAUGCAACUGAAAAUAUAUUGAUUUCAUUAAGUUUAAUUACAUCUAAUCAAAAUGUUGUUAAUGCAAUGGCUUUGAAAAUUGGUUGGUUAAUUAAAGAAGGCGUUCAUUUAGUGGCAUUGCUAUCUAAAUUAAUGACAAUAUUAAUUGAUGAAAAUCUUCAAGUUUUAAUCAUUAGAAUAGCAAAAAAUAUUGUAUUUAAUGAAGAAUUUAGUAAAGAAUUUUUCAAGACUGGUUUAAUAGGUUCAAUUGUAAAAAGAGUAUCUAAAGGUUAUAUUGAAGUCAUUAGAGAAUUUAAAGAACUUUAUAUUGAAAUUAUUAAAGCUUAUACUAAACAACAACAAGAAAAACAAGAACAACAAGAACAACAAAAUCAAGAAAAAGAAAAAGAAAAAGAAAUUGAUACAACAACAACAGCAACAACAACAACGGCAACAGAAAUAAAUAACACUGCCACAGAAACAGUUAUAUCUCCAAAGAAUAGCUUGGCUUCACCAAUACAAGAUAAAGGUGAAUUCUUUAGAAUGUGUAUUCAUCAAUUUCAAAUUAUUAGUGUUUCAUUAUUAAAGUAUCUUUUAUCAGUAGAGUCAAACUCUGAAGAAUUUAAAAUCAUUGUAGAUUGUUUAAAUUCUUUAUUAAAUAAUGCACAAAUAAUGAAAUUCUUUGAAGAAGUAUUAAAAGAUCAAGCUCAUUCAAUCUUUUUAAAUUGUUUAAUUUUGAAAAAGAAAAAUACCAAUAAAACAUUGGAAUCAAUUCAAAUAUUAAAUCCAACAAACGAUUUUAAUGAUUAUUGGGAUUGGAGAAAUAAUCUUACAACUGAUCAAUCUAAAUUGACAAAAUAA